AAAACCUGUUUCUGGCGUCCAGGUUUUCUCUGAGGCGGUUUAUUGCCGGGCGAAUCCCGGGUCUGGUGUCGCGGGGCAUGCUGGGAGCUGUAGUCUAGGUCUUUAAGCAAUUUCCCGAGCGGAACUGGGUGACGAGAGACCGGGGUGCUGCGGAACCCCCAGACGCGCGUUGGCCGCGUUGCGUGUUUCCUGGCGGAGCGGCAACUCUGCCGUGGGUGGCCUUUCCUGGCUUCCUCUGUCCGGGCGCCCUGCGGUUGUAGCGGCCUCCCAGCAGUGCGGGAAAGCACAACUCCUCCUUGAUGGAAUAGUUGGGAAGAUGUUUGCAUCUCCUAUUGUGUAUGAAUGGGAUAAUCCUGUUAAAGAAGCUGGAGAAUAGCAGCAGAAAUGGAUGAGCAAGCUCUUCUAGGAUUAAAUCCAAAUGCUGACUUAGAUUUCAGGCAGCGAGCAUUGGCCUAUUUUGAACAGUUGAAGAUAUCUCCCGAUGCUUGGCAGGUGUGUGCUGAAGCUUUAGCCCAAAGAAUCUACAGUGAUGAUCACAUCAAGUUCUUCUGCUUUCAAGUUCUGGAACAUCAAAUUAAAUACAAGUAUUCUCAACUAACUGAAGUACAGCAACAGCUAAUUAGGGAAACACUUAUAACAUGGCUACAGGCACAGAUGGUGAAUUCUCAAUCAGAGAAGACAUUUAUACGAAACAAAGCAGCUCAGGUCUUUGCUUUGCUGUUUGUUACAGAGUAUCUCACAAAAUGGCCCAAGUUUUUCUUUGAUAUUCUGUCUGUGGUAGGCCUGAAUCCUCGAGGUGUGGAUCUUUAUCUCAGAAUUCUUAUGGCAGUUGAUGCUGAACUGGUAGAUAGGGAUGUUGUUCAUACAUCAGAGGAGGCUCGCAGAAAUACCUUAUUAAAAGAUACUAUGAGGGAGCAAUGCAUUCCGAGUUUGGUCGAAUCAUGGUAUCAAAUCUUGCAAACAUAUCAAUAUACAAAUUCAGAAUUGACCUGUCAGUGCCUUGAAGUAGUUGGAGCCUAUGUCUCUUGGAUAGAAUUAAGUCUAAUUGCAAAUGAAAGGUUUAUAAAUAUGCUGCUAGGUCACAUGUCCAUAGAAGUUUUACGGGAGGAAGCAUGUGACUGCUUGUUUGAAAUUGUAAAUAAGGGAAUGGAUCCAAUUGAUAAAACUAAGUUGGUAGAAACUUUGUGUCAAGUUUUGCAGUCUGCUGGCUUAUUUAUAGUUGACCAGGAAGAAGAUGUGGACUUUCUAGCUAGAUUCUCUAAACUGAUAAAUGGAAUGGGGCAGGCAUUAAUAGCUAGCUGGACUAAACUUGUGAAGAUUGGAGAUUUGAAGAAUGCUCAAGAUACUCUACAAGCAAUUGAAGCAAAAGUAGCUCUAAUGUUACAACUUUUGAUACAUGAGGAUGAUGAUAUAUCUUCAAAUAUUAUAGGGUUUUGUUAUGAUUAUCUGCACAUAUUGAAACAGCUUCCUAUGCUUUCAGAACAACAAAAAGCUAAUGUAGAGGCAAUUAUGCUGGCGGUAAUGAAAAAAUUAACAUACGAUGAAGAAUACAAUUUUGAAAAUGAGGGUGAAGAUGAAGCCAUGUUUGUAGAAUAUCGGAAACAGCUAAAACUGUUGUUGGACAGACUUGCACAAGUCUCACCUGAAUUACUAUUAGUUUCUGUUCGCAGAGUUUUUAACACUACAUUGCAGAAUUGGCAAACCAAACCAUUUAUGGAAGUAGAAGUAGCAAUAAGAUUGUUGUAUAUGUUGGCUGAAGCUCUUCCAGUAUCUCAUGGUGCUCACUUUACAGGUGAUACAAAAGCUAAUGCCCUGCAGGAUAUGAUGCGGACUUUGGUUACAUCAGGUAUUAGCACCUACCAGCAUACAUCAGUAACUCUGGAAUUCUUUGAGACGGUGGUCAGAUACGAAAAAUUUUUCUCUACGGAACCUCAGCACGUUCCGAACGUUUUAAUAGCUUUCUUGGAUCAUAGAGGUCUUCGCCAUACUAAUCCGAAAGUACGAAGCAGAAUAGCAUACCUUUUCUCCAGAUUUGUCAAAUCUCUCAAUAAACAAAUGAACCCUUUUAUUGAAGAUGUAUUGAACAGAAUACAAGAUCUGCUGGAGCUUUCUCCACCUGAGAAUGGUUACCAGGCUUUAUUAAGCAGUGAUGAUCAACUCUUUAUUUAUGAGACUGCUGGAGUAUUGAUUGUGAACAGUGAAUACUCUACGGAACGCAAGCAGGCUUUAAUGAGGAAUCUUUUGACUCCCCUAAUGGAGAGAUUCAAAGUGCUGCUAGAAAAACUUAUGAUGGCACAGGAUGAAGACAGACAGGUGGCAUUAGCUGAUUGCCUGAAUCAUGCUGUAGGCUUUGCAAGCCGUACUAGCAAAGCUUUCAGCAACAAGCAGACAGUCAAACAGUGUGGGUGCUCAGAAGUGUAUCUGGACUGCUUACAAACAUUUCUACCAGCUCUCAGCUGCCCCUUGCAGAAGGAAGUUCUUAGAAGUGGUGUCCGCACCUUUCUUCACCGAAUGAUUAUUUGCUUAGAGGAAGAAGUUCUCCCAUACAUUCCUUCAGCCUCUGAACAUAUGCUUAAGGAUUGCGAAGCAAAAGAUCUUCAAGAAUUUAUUCCCCUCAUAAAUCAGAUCACAGCAAAGUUCAAGACCCAAGUCUCCCCAUUUCUCCAACAAAUGUUUAUGCCAUUACUGCACGCUAUUUUUGAAGUGUUGCACCAACCUGCUGAAGACAAUGACCAAUCUGCUGCUUUAGAAAAGCAAAUGUUGCGAAGGAGUUACUUUGCCUUUCUACAAACAGUCACUGGCAGUGGAAUGAGUGAAGUCAUAGCAAAUCAGGGUGCAGAGAAUGUAGAGCGUGUGCUGUUUACAAUCAUCCAAGGAGCAGUUGACUAUCCUGAUCCUAUUGCUCAGAAAACCUGCUUUAUCAUUCUUUCAAAAUUGGUGGAACUUUGGGGAGGCAAAGAUGGACCUGUCGGUUUUGCUGACUUUGUCUAUAAACAUAUUGUUCCUGCAUGUUUCUUAGCACCUUUGAAACAAACAUUUGACUUAGCAGAUGCACAGACGGUAUUGGCUUUAUCGGAAUGUGCAGUGACAUUAAAAACAAUUCAUCUCAAAAGGGGUCUUGAAUGUAUCCAGUAUCUGCAACAGGAGUAUCUGCCUUCAUUGCAAGUAGCUCCUGAAAUAAUACAGGAGUUCUGUCAAGCACUUCAGCAGCCUGAUGCUAAAGUUUUUAAAAACUACUUAAAGGUAUUCUUUCAAAGAGCAAAACCCUAAGGAAUCUGCUGGAAUUUCUGCCUACUUUCCUUAAUCAGGAACUCCAGAUAUUAAUUUCUAGGAAUGCUAACUUCUGUGCCAUUCAAAUUACUUUUUUUUUUAGUUUCUCUGGGCAUAAAUCAUAUGUGUAUUAGCCUUUUUAUGUAAUACAGGAGAAUUGCCUUUACUUUGCUGGUUGAUGCACAUAAAGGCAUAAAGACAACACAAGUUGCCUGAUAGUCUGUUUCAAAUAAUGUGUUGGAUAACUGUAUGCUGUAAUUAAAAGGGCAAAAAUAAAAUGCUGUUUUUUAAUUUUGAAAUUAAACAAUGUAUACAUUUCUCCAAAUUACAUAGCAAUGGUUAUAAAUUGUGUACAUUUUUAAAUAAAAUAUGUGCAUAUUAGAAACAAGAUUCAUUUGUUCAUGUAUUGUGGAAUAAAAUAAAACAAUCAAGCUCUAUUUGUAGAUAGAUGUUUCAUUGGAUGGCCUAAACACAGGAAAAAAAUACAGUUAUUAAUAGAUAUGAUAAGGAACAGGAUGUGGCACUACCUUUUUAUAGAAACAAAUAAAUGUUAUUCAAUGAAAUUGUUAAA
Candoia aspera is the source of this 3841-nucleotide messenger RNA. It is a transcript of the gene XPOT, whose product is annotated as exportin for tRNA. Gene Ontology annotation, molecular function: tRNA binding; small GTPase binding. The transcript is spliced from 25 exons. The record is from RefSeq and is a predicted model, not a curated record. NCBI's taxonomy places the organism in Eukaryota, Metazoa, Chordata, Lepidosauria, Squamata, Candoiidae. The coding region runs from base 385 to 3270 and encodes 961 amino acids. Gene Ontology annotation, cellular component: nuclear matrix; nuclear pore; cytoplasm. Gene Ontology annotation, biological process: tRNA re-export from nucleus; intracellular protein transport.